UAAAUUAGUGUCCAACAGUAUAGCACAAUGAACCAGAAGGCAGGCACAGACUCUAGAAAGGCGGAGGUGAAGCCGCGUCCCACCACCCACCGCAUGAGAAAGUGCCCUCGGAGAGGACGCACAAAGGGGCGGAAGGAGGAGAGCCUCCCACCAAAGGGUGCACCUUCCUUGGAUGCCAUCUAUUACCAUCGGGAGUUGCUGUGCUACUCCCUGGACAGACUCCGGGUGGACCUGCUGACCAUCACAUCCCACCAUGGCAUGCAGGAGGAGCGGGAGGCCCGGCUGGAGAAGCUCUUCCCGGACAAGAACACCCCCCGGCCCCACUGCUUUGUGGGAAAGAGGGUCUUCUUUCUCAGCAGCAGAGUCCACCCCGGGGAGACACCCUCGAGCUUCGUCUUCAACGGGUUCCUGGAGUUCAUCCUGCGGGAGGAUGACCCUCGGGCCCAGAUGCUGCGCCGCAUGUUUGUCUUCAAGCUCAUUCCCAUGCUGAACCCGGACGGGGUGGUACGGGGGCACUACCGGACAGACGCUCGUGGAGUCAAUCUGAAUCGCCAGUACUUGAACCCGGAUGCUGAGCUUCACCCAGCCGUGUACGGGGCCAAGGCUGUCAUGCUGUACCACCACAUCCAUAGCCGCAUCCAGCCUGGCUCCCCUGACUGGCGGGCAUAUGGCGGACCCCUUGGCAUGAAGGCCUCCAAUCAUUAUUCCUCCCGCAAUGGCCCUGCCAGUGGGGAGGCCCCUCUUUCGCAGCUGGAGAAAGCCAACAACCGCCGCAACUGUCCCAGAGAGACCUGCACCUCCUCACCGCAGGACUCUGAGGCAUCGGACAGCCUGGACCAGGACACCUGGAUCCUCUCAGACGAGGCGCCCAGCGAAGAAUCUGGGAGCGAAGCAGAGAGCCCUCCUGCCGCAGACGCCAUCCCACCUCAGCAGAGUGGUCUGGCUUACUAUGUCGACCUCCAUGGCCAUGCCUCCAAGCGCGGCUGCUUCAUGUAUGGGAAUAACAUCUCUGAUGAAAACCACCAGGUUGAGAACAUGCUAUUCCCAAAGCUCAUCUCACUGAACUCUGCUCACUUUGAUUUCUCGGGCUGCAACUUCUCCGAGAAGAACAUGUAUGCCAAAGACAAGCGGGACGGGCAGUCCAAGGAGGGCAGUGGGCGGGUAGCCAUCUUCAAGGCCUCAGGCAUCAUUCACAGCUAUACCCUGGAGUGCAAUUACAACACGGGGCGAUCCGUCAAUACCGUUCCAGCAGCCUGUCACGAUAACGGACGGGCGACCCCUCCUCCUCUGCCAACAUUCCCCUCCAAAUACACCAUGGAACUAUUUGAGCAGGUGGGCCGGGCCUUGGCCAUCGCUGCGCUGGACAUGGCAGAGAGCAACCCUUGGCCUCGGAUUGUCCUCUCCGAACACAGUUGCCUUAGCAACCUGCGCGCCUGGAUGCUGAAGCACGUCCGGAGCUCGAGGGGAGUGGUUGGCUGCACCCGGCGGAAGGGCGCCAGAACCCCACCCAAGGGGGCCAACGGUGUCUCAGCCUCCAUCUCUGAGAACUCGCUCUACCGGGCCAGGAGCUUCAGCAACGGGAGCAGCAGCAACCAGCAGGCUUCCCCUCAGGUCAAGGCCUCGCCCAGCUUCACCUUCACCUGCUCCCACCCCACUGUCCCGCUGGGCAGCACGAGCCAAAACUCCCAGAAAGGGGCCUCGAGGGUCCUGACACUCGUCCGAGAGCUCCACAGUAGAGCCCAAGCAUCUUGUGGAAGCUGCCCCUCAGGCAGCCUGAGCCCCCCGCCCUGCUCUCUGAACCAAGGGAUGCCCUGGGCUCCAGGGGGCCUGUGCAGUCCUUGUGGAGAGUGCUGGGCAGAGGCCUCUGCGGCUCCCACCGCUCAGGAAUCGGCAGAGCCUCGGGUUCAGGAGAAGCGGCGCCAUCAGCACCAGACCUUGCUGCAGGUAGCUGUGAACAGCCUCCAGGCCCCGUCUACAGUCCCUUCCUCUGCCAGGAUGACCUCUCACCUCCAGCUGCCUCCUGGCCUGGGCACCUGCUCCCUCCACGUAACAGGGCCUGUCUGCAGCAGCCUACUUACCAAGGCUAGCCCUGCCUUCCAUGGACUGCAGGAGGCAGAGCAUCCCCACGAGGAGUUUAAGACCCCUCCGCCUUGUGGCUUAGCCCUGCUGCAGAACAUUUCCAGGAGGCUAAAUAGUGAGAAGCUAUCAGAGAAUCCCAGCCUGGAGGUGCUGAUGCCUCGGCCCAGCCGGAUCCCCAUCCGCAGGAGACCAGCAGGCCAGUCCCAGCACUUGCUGCAGCUUGACAGCUGCAGGGAUGACUCUGCCCUCAAGGUGUGGAACUACACCGCUGCCUCACAGUUGCCAGUUCAGAGUUCCCUGCCAGAGUUCCCGCUGGACGUGCCCAAUCUGGCCAUAACAGGGCAGCGGGAGGAGCCGCUUUUUCUCUGCAACCCUCCCAAGGUUUUGCUGGACGAGGUACGGGGCACGGGGAACUCUGCUAAAUCAGCCACUGCCGGCAGUGCCCUUUCCUGCCACCGCUGCCCUCCUCCCCUCGAGCCCCUCACCUGUAGGCAGAAGAAGAAGAAGAGGAAGAAGCCCCAGCAGCACCCUCAGCGUGGGAUUGGCAGUGGCCACCCUCCCUCUUGAAGCCGGGGGCAGCCACCCAUCGGCUGCUCCCCUGAGCCCCCUCUCUCUGUUGCAGCAUCUCCCGGGGCGAGCAGAUUCCCCCCAACUCACCUACCACAAGAUCCUCUCCUUCUGCACUGAGGCCUGACUGGCCAGAGAUGCUGCGGCCAGCCUCUUCCAUCGCCUCAGUAGCCGCCGCCACUGCUGCCACCACCAUCGCCCCAGAGCAGGCCAGGCAGGAGCCUGCUCCAACUCUCCUCACAGUGUGGAAGAGACCCCCUGGGAUCCCCUGCCUUUCUGCCUCUGUGCAAUGCCCCACUCAGCCCUCACCCCAUCGCUGCCCUGCUUCUGCCCCCUGUUCCUGUUUCCGCCCCCCUCAACCCUCUCCCCGUCCCCAGCCGUGCCCCUUCAAACCAAAGCUGCUUUUUGGGACACAGCAGCCCACGAUUCUGGCUCUGAGCCACUUCCCCCAAUAUAAGUGUCCCAGACCACCUUCGACUUGCAGGUCGCUGCAGAAGACACCAAAAGCCUAAAUGGGGAGCAGGGCCCCCUCCCAGCAGCCCUGUUCUCUCUCUCUUUUUCUCUGCUACGAGUUCUGCCUCAAGGAUCCGACAGCUGCCUUCCUUUCUCCCCUGAAAGGUUCUGCCUGAGAUUUGGGAAGGAGGCACCACCUCUCCUUGGCAGCCUGCAUCUCAACCAGCAGCCUUGGGAAGCGGGGCUUGUUUGUGGCUGGUGGGGCUGGGGGGGGGGUCUCUUGGAAAAGCUGGUUCACAGCAAAGCGAGGCUUCCUGACCCCAGCCCCCUUUUCCCCUCCCAGGACCUUUUCUGCAGCUGUACAUAGUUGGUUACUGGGCUGGAGACUUAUUUUUGAAAUGAGAUUGUCUUGUAAAACGUUUGUAUUAAUAAAUUUUGUUUGGCAAAA
Messenger RNA from Sceloporus undulatus (fence lizard), 3547 nucleotides. RefSeq names its product cytosolic carboxypeptidase-like protein 5. The coding region runs from base 28 to 2646 and encodes 872 amino acids. Lineage: Eukaryota; Metazoa; Chordata; Lepidosauria; Squamata; Phrynosomatidae. Gene Ontology annotation, biological process: proteolysis; protein deglutamylation. The record is from RefSeq and is a predicted model, not a curated record. The transcript is spliced from 14 exons. Gene Ontology annotation, molecular function: metallocarboxypeptidase activity; zinc ion binding.